This is a messenger RNA of Hyphopichia burtonii NRRL Y-1933, 2571 nucleotides long. RefSeq names its product flavin adenine dinucleotide transporter (gene FLC2). The coding region runs from base 1 to 2370 and encodes 789 amino acids. The record is from RefSeq and is a predicted model, not a curated record. Lineage: Eukaryota; Fungi; Ascomycota; Pichiomycetes; Serinales; Debaryomycetaceae. The transcript has a single exon. Gene Ontology annotation, biological process: transmembrane transport; fungal-type cell wall biogenesis.
AUGCGUCUUCAUUUUAUAUGGGUUUUUAUAACCCUUUUGUUAUCACAAUUCACUCAUGCAGUUAACCAUAUUCGUUCAUCUUCUCUUUUAACAUGUAUGGAUAAUUCUGAAUUUACUGCCUCUCAUUUUGAUGUGAUUUAUUAUCCAAAUAAUAGAACAGUUUAUUAUGAUAUUUCUGCAAUUGUUAAUAUCGAUACCAAAGUCUCUGCUUCGAUCGAAUUAAUUGCUUAUGGUGUUACUGCUUUCACCAAGAAUAUCUCAUUCUGUUCUCUUAAUUAUGCUGCAAUUUGUCCUUUAUCUACUGGUCAUUUGGAUCUUAAUUCUCAUUAUAAGUUGGGUAAAUCAGUUACUUCUCAAAUUCCAAACAUUGCUUAUACUAUUCCGGAUUUGGAUGCCAGAGUUAGAGUGGUUCUUUAUGCUGAUGAUACUUAUGAAAGUUUGGCUUGUGUUGAAGGGGUCUUAUCAAAUGGUAAAACCGUUCAAACUAAAUAUGCUUCUUGGCCAAUUGCUGCAAUCUCUGGGUUAGGGGUUAUUACUUCUGGUAUUGUUUCUGUUAUUGGUCAUUCUAAUACUGCUGCUCAUAUUGCUUCAAAUUCAAUGUCUCUUUUCAUUUAUUUCCAAUCUUUAGCUGUUACUUCAAUGAUGGCGGUUGCUAAAGUUCCUCCAAUUGCUGCAGCUUGGGCACAAAAUUUCGUUUGGUCUUUAGGUAUUAUUAAAGCUGGUUUUAUUCAAGAUAUUGCUAAUUGGUAUUUACAAUCAACUGGUGGUAGUCCAACUGAUGUAAUUGGUACCUCUUAUUUAUCUGUUUCGGUUCAAAAGAAAAAAUGGAAGAGAAAUGCAAUGGAAUUCUUUAAUAAUUUAUACACAAGACAACAACAAAAUAAUCACUUAACCAUUUUUAAAAGAGCUUCAGUUUCUUUGGAUUCCGAUGAUUUUGGUUAUAGUGACAAUUUAGAUAAUUCCUUAUAUACUGUUAAUGAAAAGGAUUCAGAUUUAUCCUCAAAAAUUUUGGUUUUAAGAGGUAUUCAAAGAGUUGCUUAUUUAGCAGGUAUUGAAAUUACUUCAUUAUUUAUGACUGGUAUUAUCUUUUUAUUAUUUUUCGCUUUUAUCAUGGUUGUUUGUUUAGUUUUCUUUAAAGCUAUUAUUGAAAUUUGUAUUCGUUCUAAAAUUAUGAAUGAAGGUAAGUUUAAUGAAUAUAGACAACAAUGGUCUUAUAUUAUUAAAGGUGCUUUAUACCGUUUAUUACUUCUCGCCUUACCUCAAAUUGCCCUUUUGUGUUUAUGGGAAUUUACUAGACAUGAUUCAGUUGGUAUUGUCGUUGUUGCUGCUUUCCUUUUCAUUGUAACUAUAGUUUUAUUAUUCCAGGCUGCUAUAAGAGUGUUUUUAUUAGGUAGAAAAUCAGUUAAACAAUUUAAAAAUCCAGCUUAUCUUUUAUUCGGUGAUGGUAUCUUUUUAAAUAAAUUUGGUUUUAUCUACGUUCAAUUCAGAGCAGAUUGUUAUUACUUUGUUCUUAUCAGUUUAUGUUAUAUUUUUGCUAAAUCCUUAUUCGUGGCUGUAUUACAAACUCAUGGUAAAGUUCAAGGGGUUAUUGUUUUCGUUAUUGAAUUAGCUUAUUGUAUUACUGUUUGUGUUAUAAGACCUUUCAUGGAUAAGAGAACUAAUGCUUUUAAUAUAACAAUUGCUGUGAUUAAUACAAUCAAUGCUCUUUUCUUUAUGUUCUUCUCUUACAUCUUCAAAGAACCUCAUAUUGUUUCUUCCGUUAUGGCCAUUGUUUAUUUCGUUCUUAAUGCUGUCUUUGCAUUAUUUUUGUUGUUAUUCACCAUCAUAACUUGUGUUUUGGCUCUUGUUUAUAAGAAUCCUGAUACCAGAUAUCAACCAAUGAAAGAUGAUCGUGUUUCAUUCUUACCUCGUUUCGACAAUCCAAAAACUAAUGCUCAAGCAAAUAGAAACUUGAAAGAAGGUGAUGAUGAUUUAGAAUUAAUGGCCUUGGGUGCUACUGCUAUGAGAGGUCAUGAAAAUGGUGGUAAGCCAAAUAUUUAUGAUGACGAUGAUCUGUAUGACGAUGAUUCUAAUAAAAUGUCUAGAACCGGUGGUUCAGGUGGUAAUUACAAGGAUGAAGAUUCUCGUGAUUCAAAUCGUGAUUCUUACCUCGACCAAAUGGAACCAACUCAACCAUCUUCAACAAUCGUUGGUAAUCCUUCAAACGCCAUGAGAAAUUAUCAAUCUUCUUAUGCUGGUUCUAGCCAAUAUAGUAAUAGUUCCUCAAGUCUAGUUAAUCCUAGACCUGCAGCUGGUGGUGCAAAUAAUGGAUCUUAUUACGGCUACAACCGUAACCAGCAACAACAGGGCCAAAGAGUUAACUUUAUAUGAUUCUGUUCAACUUGUUUAGCUCUAGUUUGAUUUGAAUAUUAUCUCCACAUGGGUUGUCAUAUAUCAAUAAAAUUAUUCUUUUUUUUUUUUGUUCCGUUUCUUUUCUUUUGGUUCUCGUUUCUAUUCCUUCAAACUUGUAUUCUAUUAAAUUUAUCCUUUUUUUUUCAUACUUCUUCUGACUUUUUUUAUACAUUUUCUUAC